Molecule: messenger RNA, 4356 nt
Organism: Ahaetulla prasina
Lineage: Eukaryota; Metazoa; Chordata; Lepidosauria; Squamata; Colubridae
Gene: RRP15
Product: ribosomal RNA processing 15 homolog
Exons: 5
Coding region: 41-844 (267 amino acids)
Biological process (GO): maturation of 5.8S rRNA; maturation of LSU-rRNA
Cellular component (GO): preribosome, large subunit precursor
Source: RefSeq, a predicted model, not a curated record
GUGUUUUCCCCGGAUCGCUUAAGGGGCAGGGACCAGCAAGAUGGCGGCUGCUGCCGUAGAUCCACGUGGGGCGGCGAAAGUUCCCAGCGCUGAGUUGGAAGAAAACGAGAGUGGAUCCGAGUGGAGUUCAGGGGUUCCAGAAGAUAGCUUUUCAAGUGAUGAUGGAGAGCAGGGUGAUGAUGAUACCCCUAAGACUCCAGAUACCAGAGUUAAAGAUGAAGAGGAAUCCAAAGAAACAGGAAAUGCUGGAUGGGCUGAAGCCAUGGCCAAAGUGCUUAACAAAAAGAUUUCUAGUAAUAAGCCCACAAUCCUGUUGAAAAACAAGGAGCGGGACGUAGAACGAAAAAAAGAAAAGCAAGAGAGAUUGGAGCAGAGGAAGAAGCUGAAUAAAAAGCGGGAAUGGGAAAUGAUGUGCCGAGUGAAGCCAGAUGUUGUCAAAGACAGAGAAGUUGAGAGAAACCUUCAGAGGAUUGCCACCAGGGGUGUAGUUCAGUUAUUCAACGCGGUCCGGAAGCACCAAACAAACGUGGAUGAGAAGAUAAAAGAAGCAGGCAGUUCUGAGAGGAAGCGAGCAAAAUUGAUCUCCUCGGUUUCCAAAAGAGACUUCAUCAGCGUCCUCCGAGGAAUGGAUGGAAAAGAAAUGGAACAAAACUCUGCUAGAAAGUCAUCAAACAGCCGUCAGAAUAAACCGAAAUCUGAAGACGCUCCAGCAUGGAGUAUAUUGCGAGACGAUUACAUGAUGGGAGCCUCAAUGAAGGACUGGGAUAAAGAAAGCGAAGAGGAGGACAAUGCUGGAGGAGAUAGCGACAUUAAGCAGGAGAUCGGAAGUGAUUCAGAUCGAUAAUAAUCAGAGUCAUCCAGAAAUCCAAGGGUAUUUUUAAUACUAUGUAGGGCAGGGGUGUCCAAACUCCCAGAAUUCUGGGAGUUGAAGUCCACAAGUCUUAAAAUUGCCAACUUUGGGCACCCCUGAUGUAGGGAUUGAAGCUUAAAGGAUGCUUUUUAAUACAAAGACCGCUUUAAAGAACAUGAAAGUUCUUGAGUUGGGCAGCCAAUAAAUUUAACUAAGUAACAGUUAAUGAGUUAACUAACUUCCUGUGGCAAUAUUGGGUCAAUUCAGCCAAUCAAAAUGCCAUUGCAUAGUUAUUAUUUGUAAGCUACCUGGAACCCUAAACUCGAGUGCAUUGUACAUAUGUCUACAUGAUGUAUCUUUGUAGUUAGGAAGGAGAUGGGUUUUGUAGUGGAAACUAGAUUGACGGCCCCAUCAUCAGGCACCCAUCAUUAGAUCAGUCAUUUUACUUUACAGGUUUAUUCAAGGUUUUACCGACUUAGUGACUUUAUUUAUAUAUUGACUUAGUGAAAGCUUGAGAUCAUAAGAUUUUGUUAAGAGUUGGUCUAUAAUGCCUCAGUCACACCUGCCUGGCACCAGUUAAAAACAAAAUACUUCAAUUAGCCCAAUGAAGCAAGAGUCUUUCUUUCUUUUUUUGUUUGCUUCUUACCUAGAAACAGGUCAAAUAGACUACUUCUGUAAUAGGAGACGACAUAUAUUUAUUCUUUCCCCCUAUUUAUAAAAGCAUCUGUUAAGUGCUAAAAAUCCAUGAACUUAAGCAGCCAUUUGGCAUUUCAGAAGAAAAGUGUAACUAACAAAAAAGUUCUUUGUUAUACAGGCUGCAUAUUUUGCCUUCUUUUCUGUGUAUACAAGUAUUCCUCCGGAGUUGUUAAGUGAGCCCAAUGUUCGCAUUGUAGCAAAUGGGCCGGUUGCUGGAAACCAGAAGUAAAAAACAGUUUCCGGCAAAACACGUGACCAUGGGGCACUGCAAACAGCUUUAAAUUUAUUUAAUUUAUUUAAUUAAAUGGGCCAGUUGUUGAGCAACCGAAAUACAGUCAUGACUACCAGUUGGGGCAACUUUAGAACUUUGAACAGUCACUAAGCAAACAGCUGUAAGUCAAGGGCUACCUGAAUAUACCUAUUACUUGAAAAAAUAAUGUAUUGCUACAUCAAGAGCAAUCAUUGCUAUUGCUGAUGUAGCCUUUCAAGUUUCAAUCCUAUAUUGUUGCAAUAUGAAUUAAUAUCUAGAGGCAGAACAUACUGUAGAAAUGAAAAAAAAAAGAUUUUUUUUUCAUUUCUACAUUAUGGUUUUAUGAUAUGAUUUACAUUUGAUGUUCUUAAUGCAAAAUUCAUAUCUUGAGCAAACAGUUGUAAAGAACUGAACCCUAAUUCUUUCUUCUAUAAAAAAAAAAAAACUGACCAGAAAAAAAAAGGUGCGAAAUGUUUGUAUAUUGUACAGCAUUAUUUCUUUCUAAAAAAAUCAAUCCCUGACACAUUUCUGUGUCAAUCGAAAGUUAAGGGGAAUGCUAAAACUUUUACAAUACUGUGAUUAUGAUUUUUUUAUCUGUUUUUGUCCCUUUCCUAUGAUUAUGGUGUGUAAACUGCCUAGAGCUACCUUGAUAUCUGGGGCUGCAAAAAAAUAAAUAAGAUGAAAUGUUAAAAGUGAUUAAAUGUUGAUACAGAUGAUGAAAAGUUUUAUCUCCUUAACAGAUGUUUGGUCUGCUUCAGUAGGAAAAACUAGAUUGUAUCGUGUUAAAAUGGGGAUGGUGUAAAUUUGUGUUUUUUUUAAUUUGCAUUUUGUUUUUCAGCAGUUAACAGUUAUUUUGUUUAGAGAAAGAACUCAGCAAUUUCCAAAAUGGGCAAACCCCCCCUCAAACCUCCUCCCACUUGAAGAAAAUAUUAAAAUAGCUGAGGAAAAAAAACACAUCCAGCUUUUGACCUCUUAAAAGCGGAAGUUCCUUUGAUUCUCCCUCAGUGGCCUUCAUACGUCAUAGCCUUUUCAUAAGACUUGUCCUUAAUUAAUUCCAAUAAUUUAACUGGAUUAAAUGAUUGAAAGAAAAAUAGAAUAAUACAAUUUUAAUCAGACCAGAUUAUGGCCUUUUUAAAGGGAAGAUACAAAGCUGUUAAAAUUACAUCUUACUCCUGAAUACGCAGUUUGUAAUGGGAGGUAUUUCUAGUUCUGAGUAUCUGUCAACCUAAUUUAAAUUUGAAUGAUUAUUUCCUUCCUUUAAUGUUGGAAAACAACUUUUUGUAUGAGGCUCUUCUGAUGAAAGAUGCAUUUCCACAUGUGUUGAUUUUUUAAAAAAGUAUUAAGCUCAUAAUGCCAUGUUGUUGUGUCUCAUUUUUUCCUUCAUGUUCUAAAUCUAAAACAAUGUUUUCUUUUGUUAGUCCAGAAUACGGUGUUGCUGAGCUUUCGUUGCAUGGCCUACAGUAACUCUGCUGUUGUAUGUGUGUGUGAAAGAGAGAGGGAGAGAAAAACCCCAUUUCUUCUACACAAGUAAAAAGGAUUAUUUUGUGCUCACUUAGACAAAACCCAUCUUAAUUCUGGCAAACCCUAGUAGUAUGCCAAAUGUUUUGAACUCAAAACAAUUUGAACUCAAAAUUGUUUUGUCUGUCCACUCUGUUCUGAAUUCGAAACGUUUUGCGCUUGAAACGGCUGGUUCCAACUUUAUUGGAAAUGGUUAAUUGGUGUUUUUUAACCAAGGAAAAAUUCCUGCUUUAUACACUGCAAAAAGGAAGGAUUUACGAGCUAGCUAAGACUUCAUCAGAGCAGAAACCAAUGGCUGCUAACAACCAGAUGGAAUUUGGCAUCUGAUGCAGUGAUUGUGGCAAACAACCCUGAUUUCAAGGCUGUCAGCAAAGUUCCUUGAACAACUCACUUUCUAUUAUAUAAAAUCUCCGUAAUGUUUCUAACUCCCUUGAUUUAGUAUUCAUCAUUCAGAGGUAGCGGAAGACAGAUUUAACAACAUUCCCUAGAACUUAUUUAUUUAAAAGAAAGCAUUUAUAGGGCUGACUGUCUACUAAUCAACUCUGGGAAGCUCCCAGUCAAAAGUUAAAACAGCAUAUAAAAUCAUAUUAAAAUUAAACAGACGAAAUCAUUCUUCUUUAUUUUGUCUUUUACGGCUUUGGGCGUUGAGGGAGAUAACAGAAUUGUGUUUUUUUUCUUUACUGGCAGAUUCAGUGAUUGUUACUUGAUGCUGUUAUAGUGUGUCUUUGACCUCUCAAAGUCCGACCCUUCAUCCACGUUGUGAGAGGUGGCAACAGGACAAAGUAAGGGUUUGCUAGGCGUGGGUGAAGCUAUGGCGUGGCCUUACCCUGCAGGAUGGUUAAAGGAGCCACGAAGGCCAUUCUGAGUCACCUUGAAAUGACCUGCCUAAAGGGGCUCUGGCGAAGUUGCGACAGACCCAGCAAGCCGGCAAUGGAUAAUCUAUUGCUACAGAAAUUAUAAUGAUACAAACGGACUGAUGAAAGCAUUAAAAACAACAAAAAUGUGGUGCCAAGUUAAACUUCUCUUGUGUAGUCAUCCAAUG